UUUUUUUUUUGAAACGGAGCUCGCUUUCGUUUUUUUUUGCUUUGCUGCUUCCUCUGCGCUUGAAGCCACUUCGAUUUCCACUACGAGCAAUGACCAAGACAUCCAAGAAGGCGUCAGCGGUGCAGGCAAAGCCAGAGCCGCAGUCUGGCGACGAAGAGAACGUCGCUGCGUCGGUGUCCGUUUCAAACACGAAACCGUCGCCGCGCUCGCCAAGCAAGGCCAAAGCCAGACGGUCGAAGCCCGCCGUCGACGACGAGGCAGAUGAAGACGUGGUCGACGUUGUAGAGGAGCUUCCCGCCCGCAGAUCGCCUCGCAGGUCGCCCCACAACUUGGAGAAGCCCGAACCGCGGACAAGCUCUCCCGCCGUCGCAAAGUCUCGGCAGUCCAAAGCUGCAGAUGCUGAAGAACAAGCUCAGACACAACCUAUGCCGAGCUCUCCUGCCAAAUCGAGGACUGCUCGCGCAGCAGCAGCAAAGCCCACAGCGCGAUCACUAAAAGGGCAGAUCGAUGCUGUUGCUGCUUCUGCUGCUGCUGCUUCUACUACUGCUCCUGCUCCUGCUACUGCUCCUGCUACUGCUUCUGCUCCUACUGCUGCGACUUCUGAGAACAGCUCAUCCAAUACCGAGAAAAAUACCCAAGCAAUUGCAGCACCAUCCGGCGUGCCAAUCUCGAGACAAGCGACCCUCCCUCUGCCGCCAGUUCUCACUCCGACCUCAAGCUUUGAACGACGGAGCAUGCGACAGUGUUCGUCAGAAGUCAAGAGACUCCUCCUCGCAAACAUUCAGCAGGCCAUUCGAAUUGGCAACGAGGACCAUCUGGAGGUUUACCAAACGCCCACCAUCGGAUUUGGAAUCAAAGCCACGCGUGAUUAUGAACGAAGUGACUACGUGUGCGAGUACGCAGGCGACUUGAUUGACAUUUCUGAGGCGAAGCGUCGGAACGAAGAGUACAUGAAGGAUGAGUCGAUUGGCUGCUACAUGUACUUUUUCCAGCACAAGGAGACCAGGUGGUGUGUUGAUGCGACGCAUUCGACAAGAAAAGGCCGCCUCAUCAACCACAGCAAGACCGACCAAAACCUCCUCACCCGCAUUUUAACUGUCGACGACAAGCCAAGGCUUGUGUUUUUCGCCACCAAACACAUCAGUCGGGGCGAUGCUCUGUGGUAUGACUAUGGGGAACGAAACGCCGCCACAAUCGCAGCGAUGCCGUGGCUCGCCCAGUAGCAAAACAAAGACGUGUACUUUAAAUGCUGAGCAAAAUACAAGGAGAAUAUUGAGCG
Molecule: messenger RNA, 1279 nt
Organism: Capsaspora owczarzaki ATCC 30864
Lineage: Eukaryota; Filasterea; Ministeriida; Capsasporidae
Product: SET domain-containing protein
Exons: 4
Coding region: 90-1223 (377 amino acids)
Molecular function (GO): protein binding
Source: RefSeq, a predicted model, not a curated record